AUGGACGCGUCCUGCCUCCCAACGGAGGCGGCGACGGGCGCCGACCGCGAUUCGGACCCUCCAAACCUGGGACAGGUAAGAACAGAAGAGGAACUAUACGUGGAAUCCUUUCUAAAGGUUUCACUUUUGCUGGCCAACCAGGAGUUGAUCAAGGUUCAACUUCAUGGCUAUAAGAUGCUUCAGCAUCUCCUGAAAUACAGGAGUGAAAAACUUAGCAGCACUGAUCUUCUAAAGUUGAUGUUACAGCUGGUUAAAUCCGAUCAUGAUUUAGUUUUAGAGAGUACUGACAGUAGAAGCAGCAUGUCAGAUAAAAGAUCCCAGAACAGUGAUUGGAGUGCGGCACCCACGGGAAUCAAUGACACAAUUUCUUCUCACCAAGGAAUGGACUGUCCUAUCCUUGCAGAGCAUAAUUUAUUAUGCGAGGCAUUUAUUAUUGCAACGUCUUGUCUAGGGAUUCAGCAAUACAUGGGUAUGCUUCUAUGUCUACUUAAUUCUCUCAACAGAAUAUGGAUCCAGAUGGAGUGGAAUCGUAAAUAUGUGCGUACCAUGUCUGGAUUGAGCAAUCUAUUUUCUGAUGGUCAAUUUUUGAAGAUGUCUUAUCACGUUGUGAAAUUCUGUGAGGAAAAGCUUAUGAAUGGAAUAAACGAGUAUGGUGCUUGUGGUGUGUUCUCCAUAGCUCUUUUGGAAUUAAUCAUUCCUCUAUUCUUGCGGCUGCUCCGUUGUAUACAUGUACUUUGGAUGGCGGAAAUUGGUGUUGACUUGUUGCCUGCAGAAGUUGAAAAGGCUAAAACCUUGAGCUGUAUGGAGCUUGAUCAUUUGCUUGAAAUUUCUGAUGGGCUGUAUACUAUUGACAGUGAGGGAUGGUUCCGUGAGAAUGAGACAAGGGCACUGUUAGAGGGAACUCGACAGAGGGUGUAA
Messenger RNA from Triticum turgidum subsp. durum (durum wheat), 918 nucleotides. NCBI's taxonomy places the organism in Eukaryota, Viridiplantae, Streptophyta, Magnoliopsida, Poales, Poaceae. The record is from the annotation of a GenBank genome assembly.